CGCAAUCGACCAACCUUCAGACGGAACCAUUUUUAUCUGGGACUUGUUUAAGGUAGGAACCUUUAGUUGAAACACCGGAAUCGCGCUCCUGAUAGAGACCGCGGUCCAACAUGCCUAAGUUUUACUGUGACUACUGUGACACGUACCUUACACACGAUUCGCCAUCUGUGAGGAAGACCCACUGCAGUGGCAGGAAACACAAAGAAAAUGUUAAGGAUUACUACCAGAAGUGGAUGGAGGAGCAGGCUCAGAGUUUAAUUGAUAAAACGACGGCUGCAUUUCAGCAGGGGAAGAUUCCUCCUACACCGUUUCCUGGUGGCCCUCCUCCAGGUGGGCCUCCUCGCCCAGGUAUGUUGCCAACUCCCCCUAUGGGAGGUCCGCCCAUGAUGCCCAUGAUGGGGCCUCCACCACAUGGGAUGAUGCCUGGUGGACCUGGAGGCAUGAGGCCGCCAAUGGGAGGACCCAUGCAGAUGAUGCCAGGACCCCCACACAUGAUGCGUCAUCCACGACCGAUGAUGAUGCCAGUCAGGCCGGGUAUGAUGAGACCAGACAGAUAAGACCAAAUGGAUUUUGUCCGUUCUUUCUUGCCAUGAACAGGCACGAGGAAGUGAGGACACUUUGUUUAACACUUGGAUUCAUCAGUGCAACAAAAUUCUCAAAUGUCCAGCCUGAAUCUGUUCAUUAUGUCAUCCUGCGUAGUUAAUAUGGUUUCAGUCCAAGCGGUGGUAUUUAUUACCUCAUUAGAAUAACUUCAGAUUCCCAUUUUAAAGACAUUUUCACUUUUACAUUACUGUCGCGACUGAAGCAUCUUGUCCAAGUCUGAUGAGCACAUGCAUUGAAAGGCUGUGUUUAAUUUGACAUUUACUAUUUGUUUCAGCCAUGUUUUUGUUGUAUUUUUUGGAGUUGCUUUUAGAAAUAAAAAGUUUUUUUCAAACUA
Betta splendens (Siamese fighting fish) is the source of this 937-nucleotide messenger RNA. RefSeq names its product small nuclear ribonucleoprotein polypeptide C (gene snrpc). The coding region runs from base 111 to 557 and encodes 148 amino acids. Gene Ontology annotation, biological process: mRNA splicing, via spliceosome; spliceosomal snRNP assembly; mRNA 5'-splice site recognition. Gene Ontology annotation, molecular function: zinc ion binding; pre-mRNA 5'-splice site binding. Lineage: Eukaryota; Metazoa; Chordata; Actinopteri; Anabantiformes; Osphronemidae. Gene Ontology annotation, cellular component: nucleus; U1 snRNP. The transcript is spliced from 6 exons. The record is from RefSeq and is a predicted model, not a curated record.